Molecule: messenger RNA, 1143 nt
Organism: Fonsecaea nubica
Lineage: Eukaryota; Fungi; Ascomycota; Eurotiomycetes; Chaetothyriales; Herpotrichiellaceae
Product: 40S ribosomal protein S19
Exons: 4
Coding region: 1-1143 (380 amino acids)
Biological process (GO): translation; ribosomal small subunit assembly
Cellular component (GO): cytosolic small ribosomal subunit; ribosome
Molecular function (GO): structural constituent of ribosome; RNA binding
Source: RefSeq, a predicted model, not a curated record
AUGUCGUCGAAACCCAACACUGUUGUCCUCGGAACGGCUCUUGGGAUAACAUCUUCGGCCAUAUUCUUCGGCGCCAACCUUAGCAUCUCAUUUUUGACCGUCCCGCUUCUGCUGUUACCAUCCCCCAAACCAGCCUUGCCAGUCCCAGCAAACUCUGAAAAUACAAACUCUCCAACAUCCGCUUCUUCCCAGAGACCAGCGACAAAGCUUGGACACCUCGCCCGGCAGUGGCAGGCAGCUUAUAAUAUUGGAAAGAAAGCAGGCCCAUUCUUCGCCCUGCUUGCCAGUGGAUGUUGGCUAUACGCGGCGAAGCACCUGCCACCAGAAGCUGGGCUCCAGCGGCAACUACUCUGGGCUGCAAGCGGUCUCUCGGUAGCUAUUGUGCCCUUCACAUUUGGGGUUAUGAAACGGACAAACGACGAGCUACAUCGCCGAGCGGAUGCAGCAACAAGAGAUGAAGAGGAUGACUCCAAAGCACAGGCGCAGCAAGGGACAGUCGAGAGCUAUCAGACUCACGAUCUCAUCCAGUGGUGGGCGCAAUUGAACUUUUUUGCUGCGAACUUCCAGGAUUUUGACGACGAUACCAAACGACAACCUCUCCACCAAUUCAUAGCGACCACCUUUCCUCAAUCCAUAAUUGUGAUUGCUGAGACGCCCGUCUCGACGUUUGCAAUCAUGGGUGGCGUUACCGUUCGAGAUGUCGAUGCACAAAAAUUCAUCGAGGCAUAUGCAGCAUUUUUGAAGCGACAAGGGAAACUCCGAGUGCCAGGUUGGGUCGACACCGUCAAGACCUCACACUCAAACGAACUGCCUCCGCAAUCCGCCGACUGGUUCUACGUCAGAGCUGCCUCAGUUGCCCGACAUGUCUACCUAAGAAAGUCCGUUGGUGUUGGCCGUCUCCGAAAAGUUCACGGCAGCACGAAGAAUCGCGGUUCUCGACCAUCACACCACGUCAACGCAUCUGGCGCUGUCGACCGCAAAGUGAUGCAGGCUCUCGAGGAGUUGGGCAUUUUGGAGAAGGUUGAUGAGGACGAAGAAGGUGGCAGCGGAAAGGGCGGACGAAGAAUAACACAAGCCGGUGCACGAGAUCUGGAUCGCAUUGCCCAGACUGCUGUGGAGGGCGACGAGGAGGAAGAGGACUAA